Molecule: messenger RNA, 6407 nt
Organism: Bombyx mori (domestic silkworm)
Lineage: Eukaryota; Metazoa; Arthropoda; Insecta; Lepidoptera; Bombycidae
Gene: Pif1A
Product: axoneme-associated protein mst101(2)
Exons: 19
Coding region: 446-3706 (1086 amino acids)
Source: RefSeq, a predicted model, not a curated record
GCAUGAUGUUUGCAUGAACGUGACACGCGGUAUGGAUGGGCGCGCCGCCCACUGAAAUUACUUUAAAGUUCAGUCUCGACGUCCACUCCGCGCGGUCCGCCUGUUUCCCGCCACAGCUGACAUAACAAAAAAAAAAAAGAAAAUAGUUUGUGUUUCCAAACGAAAAUAAUCAAUAGUUUUUUAAGUUUUUUUUAAAAAGAGGGAAUCGGUUAUAUUUGAUACGUUUCGUUUUUCAUACUUGUGUUUCGAUUAUAUAUUAUGACGAGUGUUUGUGUUUUAUUUGGAUGAAAAUAAUAAUUCUCUUCAAAAGAAUCGGAAACGCAAGCUCCUGUGCCGAGUUACUCACACGAGAAACGACCACGAAACGCCCGUGCGUGGUGCGAGGUGAAAGACCGCGGACGAUCGAGACGUCCCCCCGAACACUCCCGAAGGCGACGCCACCGCGAUGGCGUCCGCCGACACAUCGACCGCCAGCAGCCAGAUCUCCGCCUUGCCAGUCGAAGAACACAAGCGUAUCGUCGACGAGUCGCUCCUCACCAAAAUGAAGAGCCUCGUCGAAAGGAUAAGGCUGGAGAACACGACCUUGAAGAAGUCGCUCGACAUCGAGCGGAGCGAAGUCAGAGCACUUAAAGCCCGUUAUGACAGCGCUCUCAGGAAUCUAAAGACUGAACACAGGAAGCGAGAAGAGUUCUUAGAAAAACAGUUGAGAACCAUCGCUAGGCCCCACAAACAGACGGACGAUGCACAGUCCGCUUGUGGCAGACUCACAGACGUCAAAAGAUUAACAACAGAGGUUCAGUCUUUAAAAGCAGCCUAUAAGGGUCUUCAAGAAAAACUUAAGGUCGCACAAUCGGCGGAGUGCGCACGCGCGGCUGAGCUCAGGGCCCAGGCGGCGAGACACGCGGCUCUGGAGCAAGCCGCACGAAGGGAUGCACGUGCGCAAUGCCAUAAACUGCUGGAGGAAAUCAAAUCGAAGGAGCGGACAAUAGCACUGCUGAAACGAGAGGCGGCAAAAUCGACCGCGCAACAAAACGAUCAGGCGCAGAGAAUGGAGUGCGGAGCCAAUGAAUUCACCAGGAAACUGCGUGUUGAUCAGGGAAAAGAAAAGAGUAAUCGUGAAGAUCUAAAAACGGAUAUUCAACACAGGAAAGAAACGUUUUACAGGGAGGCUCCUUCAGACGAAGAUUCGGCGGUAUCGUCCGCGCCCGCCUCUCUCUCACCGCAACCACUUAGCGAUAUGUGGUCAUGCGGGCAGUGCCGUUUGUCCGUCGAGCGCGCCACAGCCGCCGCUCGCGAGUGCACCAGGCUAGAGGACGCGCUCAGAGACGCGCGAGACCAGCUCGAGCUCAUGGAGUUCCGCCUGCUGGAGUUGGAGGACGCGCAUCCCGACAAGGGUGCUAGGGAUAACCUAACAGACUCAGAUUCGGGCUGCGUGUCUCCCGGGUCCCGAAUUAAGGAUUCUGCCUCGCCUGAACUCAAACGAAUGGAUUCCGGGUACAAAUCACCCCACGCUCCAAGCAGUCCCUGUAACCCGCGGCGACAUUUGGGCUCCCACGACGAUUUCAAAGAAGACUUCGCCAAAGCCCAAGUUCUCGCAGACAUCUUAGAUCGAAACUCCGAAGCGACUAGUGAUUCGUUGAGAAGUAAUCCAGUUAAAGAGCAUCUGGAACAAAUGAUAUUGAACGCUGCAUCCGCCGAGGACAGGGGCUGUCUGGAGCAAGUCUUAAUGCUGCUAUACAACCUUCAAGCUUUGAGCAGCUCAGUCAGCGAAGAUGAGUGCUUUCAGGCAAAACCGAAACGACUAUGCGACCUAAGAGUUAACGCAGACAUUCCGGCGCACAAAACUCACAAAGCGAUCGCAACGGUCACACCGUACCAACAGAAGGGCUACAAAUGCGAAUCCCUGGAGAGCCUUAGCGAGGACAGGAAGCCGAUAAACGUUUUGCAGGAGAGCGGCAUCUUCGAAGGAGUCGAAACAGAAACGAGAAGCACACAGACGGACGUUAACGAAAACUUUGAAUGCACCGGUGAACUGAACACUGAAAUUCAACGACUGAAUAGUAUUAGGGAGAAACUUGAGAGGCAAGCUAGAAAUAAGACGAUAAGCGUGAAAGACGACGGCGAGGGCCUGGAGUGUAGAUGCGUGAAGCUGGGGAAGAAGCACAAGCAGUAUUACGAGAGGAGGCUUAAGUUCUUGGAGGGAAAGAUCUCUAUUUACGAGGCGGCUCAAGACGUCAAAGAAUCUAAACUCGCCCAGAGGCUGCAAAAGGAGUUUCUGCUAGAAAAUAAGAUUGAGGAAUUGGAAACGCAAUUAGCGGACCUUCAAGAGAAAUAUGAGAGGCUAGAAGAGGAUUGUUGUGAGUUGGAAGAAAUUGAGAACGAUACGCGCUUGCAUUGGCAGCAGCUGGAGAUGGACUACGAGCUGUGCUCGGCGCAGCUCAGAGAUAUGACGGAGCAACGGGAAUGUUCGAGGGCCCAGGCCGAGCGACUCAUGGCGGAGCUCAGCAACAGGGAAUGUGCGCUCAAGGCCAGAGAGAACGAGCUAGUGUCGCGGCUGGACAAGCUGGAGAAGGCCGUCCCGGCGCUGAUAGCGUGGAACGUGCUGCAAGUCAUCGGGGCUAGUGUGUCGGCGGGGGGUCAGCGAGCGUUAAUGAAUCGAAUGGGUCCGUACAACCAGAACACGAAACUGGUCAUAGCUCAAAUCAAGCAGGAGUCUAAGAAGGGCGGCUGUGGAGCCCUGGUCGCGUGGGGCGAGCCCCCCGCCGCGCCCCCCCCGCGCCGCGCCGAGCUGCAAGAACAGCUCACCAAGUUACUAUCAGAGAAGAACGAGAUAGAAAAGCGAUCGUCACAAGUCCAGAACAAUUUAGAGAGGAAGAUACGGGAGUUAGAGGAAGAACUUGAGACCGCCAGGAGACAGGUAGCGGCCGCCGCCUGUGGGGCUGAAGUCAAGAAGGAAAACAUCGAAGGGAAGAUUGAGGACUUGGAACAGAAAAUACGAAAGGAGAAGGAAGACGAAAAGCUCCCAGUUGAUCCGACGAUGGGCAGCAAGAUUCGGGCGUUGCUGAUCAGCGAACAAGACUUGAAGAGCAGAGUGGCGGAGCUGGAGAGACGGGAGACUGCGUAUCUGGAGAUGCUGACGCAAGCAGACGACAUGUGGGCCGAAAUGGAGGGCGGAUACAAGAAGAAGAUUGAAGAGUCGCAGGCCGCGGAGACGCAGUUGAAAGGAAAGAUUAAAAAACUCGAAUCAGAAAGAGACGAAUGGAAGAAGUACUUCGAGCCUAUAAAGCAGAAGCUUCGCGAAGUGGAAGAGAGCGAGUCCGGCCUGCGCAUAGCCCUGGAGAAGGCGGAGCGGGACGGCCGGGCCCUCGCCGCCCAGAACCACAACCUCACGGCCAUGUUCGGCAGGGCUGACGCUGAAGCCAAGAAAGCUGAGGCGGCCUUCAAAACCCUCGAAACUAAGUUCAAAAAGGAGAUAGAGCAGCUGCGCAGGAUCAACAAGCAAGUCGACGAAGAGCUAAAGGCUCAGAGAGACCUGUCGAAGAAAACGGAGCUCGGCUUCAUGGGAGACCUAGAGUGCAUCAGGAAGGAGCUCAGCAGAGCCUGCAAGAACAACCAGGAGUUGGAGGUCACCAACAGCGAGCUGAAGGAGGAGAUUCUGAAGACGUCCUGUUUGAGUUGUUCAAACUGUCCAUCUGUACCACAUUGAUCUAAUGAAGACUAAGUUGUUUUGAAGCUAGCCAACUAAUUCUUCUUUGCGUGAAGGAAAACAACAAAAUGAAUCUAAUUUGCUCCACAAAAAUUCAUUCGAAUCCUGCUCUCGGACUGCGAUGCUCGUGUUCCGAAUGCGACUCUAUCGGGUGUUUCGCCAAAAGGAACAUCAAAAAUACAUGCCCGUGCUACGAUUGUGACAAUCCCACUACAUGCUUUUUCUAUAAGAACAAUAAUGAUGUUGAAAACAAAAAGUCUGUAACAAAAAUUGAAAAAGAAAACAAUCGAAUACGUAAUGCUGGAUCUAAAGUGUUUAAAAAAGAAAUUAAAUUAAAAUACGACAAGGAAAUGAACACCGACGAUCGACAUACAGAACGAAGAAUCCUUAUAAACAAAAUUACCAAAGAUCUCAACGAUGUCGAUAAACACGUUAUGAAACAUCAACGUAGUCUUUCGUUCACUUAUUCUAGAAGGGGAAACAAGCCUAAAAACAAUCCUAACACAGCCAAAUUGACCGCGGAAGUUAUGGACGUUCCCGUUGCAGACGUCGAAAAAGAAAUAAAUAAACCAUCUGAAAUGUCUUCAAUCGCUAAACUAUCGAAAUAUGAUAUUUUGAAGACGUUAAAGGAGGCUUACGCGGCGUGCACCUGUAAGAUAUGCGAAUGUGUUACAAGCAGUUUUGCACCAAGCACAUGCAAAUGUAAGCCAUGCGACUGCAGAGAUUGUGCCAAGCUCGUUAGUGACAAACCGAGUGGAUGUCCUUGUAUAAGGUGUGACAGAAGUCAGUGUAAAGGAAUCGCUAAUAGAUCCCGUGAACGAAACAUCUGUGACUGUGAUAGUAUCGAAUGCGCCGAUAGUGUACCUAAAGAAUGCGCAUGCAGACCGUGUCAAUGCCAAGUUUGCGAGAUGUUUAACUCAAAAGGGCCCGCCAAUGAAGACUGUAGCGGAUGUAAAUGUAGUCCGUGCGAUUGUAUUAGUUGCAAGUUUGUUCGAUUAUCUAUUAGUACGCAUGAUGCGUCUACAAACACGGAGAGCAGUCGCUUUUGUGACUGCGAAACCUGCCUAAUGGAUUCCUAUCGAACAGACGAAGAUCAGGAAUGCGAAUGUCCACCACCCCGCAAUAUUAUAACAAAACCAUUUAAAGAAGACAUUCACGAAUUUGAUAUUCGUAAUAUAAUGAUCAGCGAUCACAGGUCACCUUUGUUUGAGAGGAAUUUUAAGAGUAAUAAUUUUUACGAGUUUCCCAAGCCCAAAACAGAAAUUUCAAAGCAUCGUUGUGUUUGUGAUGACUGCGAAUGCAUUACAUGUGCAUGCAAAGAGAACAUCGCGAACGGAAUCAAAGCCUCAAAGCUAUUCCAUUGUCCGGAGAAGCGAAUUUCCUUCGAGCGGUUUGGCAUUAUGGAAGAUUUAAGUAACAGCAGUCACGUAGAAUUUCGGAAUUCAUGUACGUGUGGAAUAUGCGAAUGCUUGAAUUGUGAACGAGCUAAUAACGAAACCUACGACUCUGGCAGGAAGACUAAAUCACAAUUUCAUAAUAUGUUUGGGCAUCGGCAAUAUAGUAUAGACAAUUUCAAUGCUUCUGAAAGCGUAAUAUGUCCUCUUCAUAAAGACCAUUGGACUCCAUUGAAGUUUGACAGAAGAUCCAAAGAUAAUAAUUAUAGUCAAAAUAAUUUAAUGACUAAUAAAGGAGCUCGCGGUAUUUCUGUGGCCUUUACUGAUGACUUCGACAGCACUGUCUUCUCUGAUUAUUCGCAAAAAAAAUUGAUUAACAUAACGGAAAAUCACAAUUACAAAAAUGUAUUUGAAAAUAACGGUAACUUCCAUCAAAAAGAUGAUUUUUUCACAGAAAGUAAAUAUUCUGCCAACAAUUGUAACAGGAACAGAAAGGUAUCAAAUACGGAACCAGAUCAUGAUAUCUUGACUAUAAAAAAUAGUAUUUAUUAUGACGCCUCGUCAUUUCCGGUUUUUGAUAAUGAACGAAGGAUUUCGGCCGAAAAUAUCCCAAAUAACUCUAAUUCUAAUUAUUACAAUUCUGUCAGAAAAUACAUAAGAGAUAUAUUAGCUGAUGUUUUACAUUUUUCCCUAAAUACGAUAAAUUUUCAAGAUGAAAAUAAAAAAUAUAAACAGGUCAAAAUUGGAAACUCUUGUAAAGGACAAUCUAAAACCAUGAAUAAAGGCUCAAAACUUAUCAAAGUGAAUUCGCGAACGGGCGGUAACUUUAAAUUUAAUUCGAACAAAAAUAUAGCAGAUCAGUCAAUCAAUAAUUGCGAAAUUAAUGAUUCAUUUUUUAAACUCAAUGUUGAAAUAGACCGUCCUAAAGCGCGUACUGAUAAACUGGAAGUUAAUACUAAAAUAGCUUUUAAAGGAAGGAAUUCUUGUAAGGAAUUGUCAGCAACAAGCUUAAAAUUAAAUGACGGAAUAAAACAUUCACCUACAACCAUUACGAGAAAUAGCGAUGGCAUAAACGAAGAUAAAGAUUACGAAAGGGUUAAAAGGACGCUGCAAAAAGCAAAGGAUUUUUCAAUGAAACUAAUGAAAGUAUUGGAGCACUAUGAAAAAGUUAAUAAAGAACACAAAGAUAUUUCGAUGAAUAAAUCAUUGUAAGAAAUAGUAAAAAAAUUCUCAAACACAAUUUCUUAAUGAAUUUUGUCAAAAAUAAUGUGAAAUGUUCAGCAUCGAAUAAAAACUGGAUUAAUGAA